AUGGCAAAGUUCUCCGAUGUUAAAGAAAGUGUUCUCAUGACGGCCACACUUAAGCCAGCAUCUCUUGAUGACGCCACAGCAAUAUCAGAACUCGCAACCCAUGUCUUCACGGUCACAUUCGGCCAUUCAGUCGAGCCGCAUGAGCUCCAAGCGUUUCUAGAGGAGUCGUACAGCCUCGAAGCCAUCACACAAGAUCUCGACGACCCCAACAAAGACACGAUACUCGCUGUCGAUCCUACUGGAGACAUUCUGGGUUUCGCCAUGCUCACCCGAGGCUCAUCAGAGCCAUGUAUUUCAGAUCUCGACGGUACUAUUGAGCUGCAGAGGAUUUACAUGUACCCGAAGGCUCAAGGCACAGGCGCUGCAAAACUUUUGGCAGACAGACUAGAGUACAUGGCUAGGGAACAAGGGUUUAAGCACAUUUGGUUGGGCGUUUGGGAAGAGAACCUCCGGGCGCAAAAGGCGUACGGGAAAUGGGGGUAUGAGGAAUGCGGUACCCAUGACUUUGCUAUUGGAUCAGUGAUCCAAACUGAUAACAUAAUGGUAAAGAAGCUCUGA
Molecule: messenger RNA, 558 nt
Organism: Colletotrichum fioriniae
Lineage: Eukaryota; Fungi; Ascomycota; Sordariomycetes; Glomerellales; Glomerellaceae
Molecular function (GO): acyltransferase activity, transferring groups other than amino-acyl groups
Source: RefSeq, a predicted model, not a curated record